AUGGAAAAAGUGAAAAAUAUCCGAAGAGAAGUGGAGGUCCAUCUGAGCUUAGACCAUCAAAAUAUUUUACAAAUUAUGCUGGAGGUGGAGAUUUGUGGCUUUAUGCUAAGGAUUAUCGGCAUAAAUUUUCACGAGAAAUUCCAGAAAAAAGUGUUGCCAGUUUUGCACUUCAACUCUGUAGUGCCCUUAGAUACAUGCAUUCAAACAAUAUUAUUCACCGAGAUAUUAAACCGGAAAAUAUUCUUAUUGGAUGUGAUGGAUCAAUCAAGGUUGCAGACUUUGGUUGGAGUGUAUAUAACGGAGAUUCCCGCCGACAAACCUUUUGCGGGACUGUAG
Medioppia subpectinata is the source of this 336-nucleotide messenger RNA. The record is from the annotation of a GenBank genome assembly. NCBI's taxonomy places the organism in Eukaryota, Metazoa, Arthropoda, Arachnida, Sarcoptiformes, Oppiidae.